CGCCAUCUUUUUGCACUAAGGUUCGGCGGUCGAGGAGGAGAUACGAAAUAUCCUUUCGCAACAGAGUAAUAAUUCUUGCAGAGAAAUGUGGACCAAACUUUACUCUUUUUGUUAAUACCUCAAACUUGAAAAAUUACAUUAGUAAAAUUGUAUGUUCUUUCAGUAAUUAUUAGUAUUUUCAUAGUUGUUUAAAUUAUACAGUGCCGCUGUAAGACCGCCGAAUUCUUACUUUUAUUUACAGAAGCUGCAAACAACAACAUCUGACACACGUGCUUUCUGUUUUAUUUACUUGAAGAAAUCUGUAAUACAGGUUUAAGUUAUUUCUCUGCCAGGCUUGAUUUUUUUUUUUUAAACAUUUUAAUUUUUUAAAAAUUUACUUGAAAAUGAGAGGCGGAUCGUAUGGAGAUCGCGACCGGGACCGCGGAAGGGACAGAGGCCCUCGCUUUGGGUCAAACCGUGGUGGAGCUGGUCCUCCUCCCAAUAAGAAGUUUGGGAAUCCUGGUGAGAGACUGCGCAAAAAGAAAUGGGAUUUAGAGGAACUUCCUAAAUUUGAGAAGAACUUUUAUGCUGAACACCCUGAAGUAGCACGAAUGACACCAUUUGAAGUUGAUGAAUAUCGCAGGAAAAAAGAGAUCACUGUCCGUGGAUCUGGAUGUCCCAAACCAAUUGUCAGUUUUCACCAAGCACAGUUUCCACAAUACGUAAUGGAUGUGCUUCUAGAACAGAACUUUACCGAGCCUACUUCCAUUCAAGCGCAGGGCUUCCCUUUGGCCCUAAGUGGUAGAGACAUGGUGGGCAUUGCACAAACGGGCUCUGGGAAGACACUGGCGUACCUGUUGCCAGCUAUUGUCCAUAUUAAUCAUCAGCCUUACCUGGAACGAGGAGAUGGCCCUAUUUGUCUUGUGUUAGCUCCAACAAGAGAACUGGCUCAACAAGUGCAGCAGGUGGCUUAUGACUAUGGAAAAACAUCACGUAUCAAGAGUACUUGUAUAUACGGGGGUGCACCAAAGGGUCCUCAAAUAAGGGAUCUUGAACGAGGUGUAGAAAUAUGUAUUGCCACUCCUGGUCGUCUUAUAGAUUUCCUUGAGGCCGGAAAGACUAAUCUGAGACGCUGCACAUAUUUGGUCCUGGAUGAAGCUGACAGGAUGUUAGAUAUGGGCUUUGAACCUCAAAUUCGCAAAAUAGUUGACCAAAUCAGGCCGGACCGUCAGACUCUUAUGUGGAGUGCAACCUGGCCGAAAGAAGUUCGACAGCUUGCUGAAGACUUUUUAAGAGAGUAUGUCCAGAUAAAUGUUGGUGCACUAGAGCUGAGUGCUAACCACAACAUUCUGCAGAUUGUUGACGUUUGUCAAGAGAGUGAAAAAGACAACAAACUUAUACAGUUGAUGGAGGAGAUAAUGGCGGAGAAAGAAAAUAAAACAAUUAUCUUUGUGGAAACCAAAAAGAGAUGUGAUGACCUUACACGAAGAAUGCGAAGAGAUGGGUGGCCUGCAAUGUGUAUACAUGGAGAUAAAAGCCAGCCUGAACGUGACUGGGUCUUAAAUGAGUUUCGUAGUGGAAAAGCUCCAAUCCUUAUUGCAACAGAUGUGGCUUCACGUGGAUUAGAUGUGGAAGAUGUAAAGUUUGUGAUAAACUACGAUUACCCUAACUCCUCAGAAGACUAUGUACAUCGUAUUGGCCGAACAGCCCGUAGCACAAACAAGGGCACGGCCUAUACCUUCUUCACUCCUGGCAACUUGAGACAGGCUAGAGAGCUUAUCCGGGUUUUGGAAGAAGCCAAUCAGGCUAUCAAUCCCAAACUGUUGCAGCUAGUGGACACUGGCAGAGGAGGUGGAGGUGGUCGUUCACGAUAUCGUAAUGUUUCAAAUUCAAACAAUCCAAACUUGAUGUACCAGGAAGAAUGUGAUCGUCGUAUGAGAGGAGGAAUGAACAAAGAUGGUCGGGGCAACAUGGGAGGCGGUAACUUCAGAGACCACAGGGGAGGGGGCAGUGCCAACAGGGACCACAAUGGAGCUGAUCGCUCAUAUGGCAGAGACAGAGGCAGAGAUCACAGAGGGAACUAUGCCACAGGAGCAAAUGCCACAAACUAUGGGGGAUCAGGAGGAGGCCAUAACAAUCAAGGAUAUGAAAAUCAAUACCAAGGUUAUGGUCCUGGUGGCGGUGCUGGAAACCAAGGUGGUUAUGGUAGAGGUGGGCAGCAGGGUGUUUCUGGUGGCCUUGGUGGCGGCAACAUUGGAGGUGGUGGUGGCAAUCCAGAUCAGACACCACAACAACAGCAGCCUCCACAGUCUCAGUAUGGUAAUAUGGGUGGUAGACCAGGUCAGGGAGGUCCAUCUGGUCCGCCUCAGCCUCUCAUGGCCCAACAGUUCGCUCCACCUCAGCCGCCUCCAAUGAUGGGAUAUAUGGGACAGGCUUCUUUUCAAUACGCACCCCCACCUCCUCCUCCCCCACCUCCACCAAGAAAAUAAACCAGAUGACUAAGUUGCAGUUCUGGUUGAGUGUGUUUAGGGAAAAUGUGCGGGUUUGUGUUAAUACUUAACUCGGCCAAAUGGUCAGGUUUAAAGUUAGUUAUUCAAAGUCAUAACUUUCUUGACUCCCUGAAAAGUCUGUUAAACAGCCUUUGUUAUGAGUCACUUCAAAUAGUGUGCACAUAAGAAAGAUGCCCUUAUAAUUUAGAAGUAUGUGACCUUUAAAAUCUGUAAGUGGAUGUCGACACCCAACAGAGACAGCAUCUCACCAGACAAGAAUAGUUUUAAUAAAACU
Molecule: messenger RNA, 2763 nt
Organism: Polypterus senegalus (gray bichir)
Lineage: Eukaryota; Metazoa; Chordata; Cladistia; Polypteriformes; Polypteridae
Product: probable ATP-dependent RNA helicase DDX17
Exons: 13
Coding region: 384-2468 (694 amino acids)
Biological process (GO): alternative mRNA splicing, via spliceosome
Cellular component (GO): nucleus; ribonucleoprotein complex; cytoplasm
Molecular function (GO): ATP binding; RNA helicase activity; RNA binding
Source: RefSeq, a predicted model, not a curated record